Molecule: messenger RNA, 879 nt
Organism: Necator americanus (New World hookworm)
Lineage: Eukaryota; Metazoa; Nematoda; Chromadorea; Rhabditida; Ancylostomatidae
Exons: 8
Coding region: 1-879 (292 amino acids)
Biological process (GO): neuron apoptotic process; synaptic vesicle transport; axonogenesis
Cellular component (GO): cytoplasm; nucleus
Molecular function (GO): cyclin-dependent protein serine/threonine kinase activity; ATP binding
Source: RefSeq, a predicted model, not a curated record
AUGCAAAAAUAUGACAAGUUGGAGAAGAUCGGCGAAGGUACUUACGGCACAGUGUUCAAAGCUCGUAAUAAGGAGGGUGGUGAAGUCGUUGCGUUGAAAAGGGUUCGACUCGACGACGAUGAUGAGGGUGUACCAAGUUCUGCGUUACGCGAAGUCUGUAUUCUGAGAGAGUUGAAACAUCGAAACGUCGUUCGAUUAUAUGAUGUGAUUUAUUCGGAAAGCAAGUUGACAUUGGUUUUCGAAUAUUGUGAUCAAGACCUCAAGAAGUUUUUCGAUUCACUUAAUGGUCAUAUUGAUCAGCAGAUGGCGAAAUCGUUGAUGCUGCAGUUAUUACGCGGAUUAGCGUUUUGUCACGCGCAUCACGUCCUUCAUCGUGACCUCAAGCCACAAAAUCUGCUCAUCAAUUCGAAUGGCCAGUUGAAACUGGCUGACUUUGGCCUUGCUCGAGCGUUCGGGGUUCCUGUUAGAUGUUAUAGUGCAGAGGUAGUAACUUUAUGGUAUCGACCGCCUGAUGUAUUGUUUGGAGCGAAAUUGUAUAAUACUUCUAUAGAUAUGUGGUCGGCUGGAUGUAUUUUUGCUGAAAUCUCAAACGCUGGUCGACCACUUUUCCCUGGCGCAGACGUGGACGAUCAACUGAAGAGGAUAUUCAAACAGCUGGGGACACCUACGGAUGAUACUUGGCCUGGGCUAUCUCAGUUGCCCGAUUUCAAGCCUAUGCCAUUAUACCAUCCAGCAAUGACAUGGGGUCAAGUAGUGCCUAAUAUGUCCGCAAGUGGACGCGACCUUCUCCAGAGGCUGCUUGUCUGUAAUCCGAAUGGUCGUCUAGAUGCUGAAGGUGCGCUUCAACAUGCGUACUUCUCUGACUUCACCGAUGUUUAA